Messenger RNA from Camellia sinensis, 1607 nucleotides. The record is from RefSeq and is a predicted model, not a curated record. Lineage: Eukaryota; Viridiplantae; Streptophyta; Magnoliopsida; Ericales; Theaceae.
CAAAAUGGCACAAAGAGGGAAAUUGGCCCAAGAAAUCCUUAUCGACAUACUCUUAAGAUUACCCAGCAAAUAUCUCGUCCGAUCAAUCUGCGUUUCCAAGCAAUGGCGUUCUUUGAUCCAAGAUCAUGCGAAAACUGCUCGACGACCCAAAAUUCUUGUCUAUAAAGCUCACUUGAAAUCUUCUUUGCAAUCCAUUGAUCAACAAUACCGCGUUGAAAGCGUUCGUAGGCCAUGGAAGAAAAUGUUACCUUUGCUUGCUGACAUUGCAAUCAUGGGUUCGUGUAAUGGGUUGUUGCUUUUGCGGAUUGAAUCUGAUUUGUUCUUGUGGAACCCGCUCACCAGGUGUUCGAAGAAAGUCCUGGCUUAUCACCGUUUGGGUGUCGCUGGCUAUGAUGUUGUUUCUGGGCUUUGUUUUCAUUCCUCGAGGAACGAGUACAAGGCUGUAAUGGUGCUUGCGCAUGAGAGUCCAGAUUACGGUAGUGAGUUCAUGGUAAUUGGUAGUUUUCAGAGCAAACUUUGGACACAUGUCCAAUUCCCUUACAGCGUUCGUACUGUGAAACCAGGGCCUGUAUUGAAUGAACAUCUACACUGGUUGGCCUCUAAGGAAAGUUGGGGUCACUUCCUCUCAACCAAUCAAAUCGUUUCCUUUGAUCCACGGAGUGAUAAAUUCAAGAAGGUACCAAUGCCACAGCCUAAGGAUGAGGAUGGAGAUGGAGAUAUUAUACUUGGUUUGGGAGCUCUAGAUAGAUGUCUUUGUAUGACUCGCUUCGACAAUCCUAGAAACUUUGAAGGCAAUGUUGAGGUAUUGGCAAUGAGGGAAUAUGGUAUGAAAAGCUCUUGGACUGUUAUGUUCACGAUAUCGAAUUUGGCCGGAGUAUUUUGUUCCUAUCAUUGGUUUGUGCCAUUGUGUUCUACAAAGAAUAAUGAAGUUAUAAUGAACCUCUGCAUAGGGGUGGAUGAAGGAUAUGUAACGGCUUACAAUCCUAAUGACAAUUCAAAUAGGGAUAUUCUAAUGGCUACUGAUAAUCACGAUUUGAAUGCAAUUAUGUAUGAGGAAAGUUUGGUGACACCACCUGAUUACAAUUGGGAAGAGGAAGAGCUAAGAGGGGAAGCAACAUAUUUUGAAAAAUACCUUUCAGGCUCAGUUGGAAAACGGAAAAGGACGAGGAAUGGUUUUUGGAGAUACUCAAGAGCUUGAAGAGGAAGAAUAUGAAAUGUUUGGCCAAGGUUUGGAGUCAGUCUCAAAAGAGUUGGUGUCAGAAUUAGAAGAGCCAGAGCUUGAAGAGGAAUAGUUUCAGCUUGAAGAGGAGGAACAUGAAGAGUAUGGCUUAGAGUUGCUAGAGCUUGAAGAGGAAUACUUUCAGCUUGAAGAGGAGGAAUAUGAAGAGUGCUUAACUUCGACAGAUUUUCCUGGACCACACAUUCAUGAAUGCUUUGCCUUCCACCAACGCAUCUACAAUAAAAGAUUUCUGCAUGCAACGGUCAUAGUCUGGUAGGACUGCAUCUGGACAUUCGGCUUCCAUUGUUUUCUCAGUGCAAUGCUUGCUCGCAGCCUAAACUGAAAUUCUGAAUUAGAGUCGAGGAUUCAAAUAUUUGACAUUGCAGAC